AUGAGCGACGACGCCGACGCGCCGGCGGCGACCGUGGCCGCGACCACCGAGCCCGACGCCGACGCCCGGGACAUGGCGCUGCACGGCGACGAGAUCCAGGACUCGUUCACCAAGAUCGGCGCCUUCAAGACCGCGUACAUCCGCCACUCGAUGGAGCUCAUGGAGGCCAUUGCGGCGACGCCGUCGCCUGUCGACAUGAACGAGCUGGCGCCGCUCGUGCAGCGCCGCGACCAGCUGCGGAAAGAAGUGCACGAGCGCAACGUGGUCAUGAAGGGCCUCAUCGACCGCCUCCGCGCGCUGCAGCAGGCGCUGUGCAUCCUCCAGGGCAUGGACCAUGCCAACGAAGACGACGUGGCCGCGAUCGCAAGCACGCGGGCCAUGGAGGAAGUAUAA
Saprolegnia parasitica CBS 223.65 is the source of this 393-nucleotide messenger RNA. RefSeq lists its product as hypothetical. The transcript is spliced from 2 exons. The record is from RefSeq and is a predicted model, not a curated record. Bases 1 to 393 code for a protein of 130 amino acids. NCBI's taxonomy places the organism in Eukaryota, Oomycota, Saprolegniomycetes, Saprolegniales, Saprolegniaceae.